Molecule: messenger RNA, 1001 nt
Organism: Nylanderia fulva
Lineage: Eukaryota; Metazoa; Arthropoda; Insecta; Hymenoptera; Formicidae
Source: RefSeq, a predicted model, not a curated record
UACGUAGAAAGAAAUAUGGAGUACGUCGACAGUCCAAGCUAUUUUCAAAUGAUUUGGGCUCCAAUAGCUUCCGUAGGAUGGUAUAUUAUAGGUCUCGCAAUUAUUUUAUGCUACACAUUUCCACAUAUUCAAAAGAGGUAUAAGAGCUGGAGACUUAAAAAUCAGGAUAAUGUUGCAUUUGGCAAAAAGACUGAUGACUUACCACAACUGUCGGCUAAUGUAGAACUAUCGCGACAGAAGAUGCAAGAAAUAUACAACAAAAAUUGUGCCUUGGCACAAAUAAAGAGGAAGAGGUAUAAAGAGAAGAAGAGACAGAAGGUUUUAAAAUUAUUGGAAAAUAAAAAUGUGGGUACCAAGCUAGGUAAUUCAAAGGAUGACGAUACACCUAGUACAAGUGGAACAAAAUCAAAUGCAUUUAAAUCAGAGUAUAGUCCUUUAAUGGGUGACAAUUCUCGCGGAUAUCGGCCUCCAAAACGUUCUUGUUGUAAAAAGGGUGGAUGUGGUUAAUUGCAGUUUUACAAGUUCUGGGAAAACUGCAUCUAUUUUUGCAAAACAAAAUUAAGAUCUUGAACAUAAAAAAAACACCGAUAAUCGACGCGAAUUAAAUCUAUAUACUUAAAAUGCAUUAUUAUAUUCUAUGUUUACAAUUAAUAAAUUAAGUUUAUUAUUUGUUAAAAUGUGCAAUUCUUAUGCAAAUAUCAAUUUAUUACUGCAUUUUUAAGUAAGUAUUCAUAAAUUAAGAAAUAAGAUUGACUUUAUCAAAGUUAAUAUAGGAUUUAUAUAUUUAUACAUCGUUCACACAUCGAUUAUUUUAGAGAGUUACUAGAUUUCUUUGCUAUUAUAUUGAAGGAGAAGAAAUAAACAAUACAGCAUGGACGACGCUUCAAUUUUCAACAUUACCUUUUAUUAAUCGUUAUCAGUAUAAUACGUAAUGAUAUAUAUCAGCAUAUGUCGCUUUAUACGUGUAUGUGGUACUUGACAAUAGCAACUGUUACAAAUUA